Panonychus citri (citrus red mite) is the source of this 1906-nucleotide messenger RNA. It is a transcript of the gene S2P, whose product is annotated as membrane-bound transcription factor site-2 protease-like. Lineage: Eukaryota; Metazoa; Arthropoda; Arachnida; Trombidiformes; Tetranychidae. The record is from RefSeq and is a predicted model, not a curated record. The transcript is spliced from 6 exons. Gene Ontology annotation, biological process: regulation of response to endoplasmic reticulum stress; membrane protein intracellular domain proteolysis. The coding region runs from base 209 to 1693 and encodes 494 amino acids. Gene Ontology annotation, molecular function: metalloendopeptidase activity. Gene Ontology annotation, cellular component: cytoplasm; membrane.
UUUUAAUUUAUGGUUAAUUUUUUCUCUUUUUUCACCAAUAACCUAGUUGAUUAACGAAGAAAAUCAAAUGUUAACAAUCAAUUAAUUCCAAUUUUCAUCUUUUCAUUAUCUUAACUUUUUCCAAAAUUUUCCAUAACAUCAGCUGAUUGAUUUUCCAUUUUUUUCUUAUUUCAAUUAUGUGAUUUAAUUUUCUUUUUUCAUCAUUUCAAUGGAUUUAAUUUUUCUAGCAAUUGGAUUUAUAUUAAUCUGGGUGACCAUUUUAUUCACUCAUUAUCUUCUAGUGUCAUGUUAUGUUCAUCCAUAUCUUAAUCUUUCCAAGUUAAUUGGACUGAAGAUUAAACCAUUUUACUUUGGAAUCUAUUGGAAUAGAUUUCAUCAUGGAAUAGUUCAUUUCACUAGGAAUUAUAGUCAACCGAUUAAAUUAUGGACCAACUUUGGCGUGUUGGCUUCUUUCUUCCUAAUCCCGAUCUCGAUUUGUAUAUUAAUUCAAACCAUUUUCAAUUUGGUCUCAUUCAAUAAGACAAAUUCACCAAAUGAUUUCGGUUCAUUGGAACCAUUUCUUCCUGGAGUAAAUUUACCUCUUGAUGAAAUAUUUUACUACGUUACUGCUCUUCUCAUUUCAAGUGUUCUUCACGAGUUUGGACAUUUUAUCGCAGCAAUAAGAGAAGGAGUCAAAGUUAACGGAGUUGGUUUAUCGAUAUUCGCUAUCUUACCAAUUGCUUAUGUCGAUAUUUCUGAAGAUCAACUUAGAAAAAUUUCCAUCGGUGGUAGAUUAAGAAUCUUUUGCGCUGGAGUUUGGCACAAUUUAAUUCUUGGUCUGAUAACGGCCAUUCUGUUAUUAGCUAAUCCAGGCCUUUUGUAUCCUUUAUAUUCAACAGGAAAUGGAGUCGUUGUUUUAAAUACUCAAACGAACUGGGAGACAACAGGUAUUCAUGGAAUCCAAUCAAGCGAUUUGAUAACUAGUAUCAAUAGAAAUUGUUUCAUUACCAAUAAGGAUGAUUGGAAAUAUUGUUUUCGCCAAUUAAUUAACAAUCCAGAUGAAGGUUAUUGUAUACCCGAUUCUUUUGUCACCAAAGAGCACUUGAAACCGGAAAAGAAGGGUGUUUGUUGUGAUGAAACGAUGAAAAGACAUUUAUGUUUCGAUUCACUAAUCGAUCAGCGACAAUUGUGUUUACCGGCUCGACAAAUUUUGGAAAGAUAUCAAACCAAUUGUAAUGAAACAGUUGAUUGUCUUAUGGGCCAUUCUUGUAUUCGUCCGAGAAGUGAAAAUGAUGGAUUUAGAUUAAUCGAAUUACAAAGAAACGAUAAACCCUCUUUCCUUUUCUGGGGUCACCCUUAUGAGAUUUAUUUGUCUCUCUCGGUGAUUAACUAUAAACCUCGAUUCAAUUUCUUACCUUUAUCGUUAAUCCAACGAUGGGAAACACUUUUAAGAUAUGUAACCUCAUUCUCUUUGGCUUUGGCUCUUCUAAAUUCUGUCCCUUGUUUCGUGAUGGAUGGAAAAUAUAUCGCCAAAAGUUUAUUAGAACUUCUUUUCCGUCGAUUUUCAACCAAAAAAUCAUUGAAAUUGGUCAAUUCAAUUCUAUCAACAUUUGGAUCUAUUUUGGUCUGUUGUUGUGUUUUCUUUGGUUUUGUGAAGAUAAUUUUUCGUCAACAAAAUUUAUCAAACAAUUUCUUUUUCAACUGGUCAACCUAAUUACAUUAAUGUCAUCUUAAUGAUAAUUUAAUUGUCAAUGCCAAGUACCUCAUCAGCAAGAUGAUCAAAAUGGACACAAAUACAAACACAAACAAAAAAUAUGAUCUCAUAUUUGUAUUGUAAUAAGCAAAAUAUUACUAACUUAUUUUUUAUCAUUUUCUCUCUAUACGUUUUAAUCGUAUCAUCUUAAAUGUAUAUUAAAUAUAUAAACAA